Molecule: messenger RNA, 2603 nt
Organism: Ananas comosus (pineapple)
Lineage: Eukaryota; Viridiplantae; Streptophyta; Magnoliopsida; Poales; Bromeliaceae
Product: probable beta-D-xylosidase 6
Exons: 7
Coding region: 19-2382 (787 amino acids)
Biological process (GO): xylan catabolic process; arabinan catabolic process
Cellular component (GO): plant-type cell wall
Molecular function (GO): xylan 1,4-beta-xylosidase activity; alpha-L-arabinofuranosidase activity
Source: RefSeq, a predicted model, not a curated record
GCCCACUGUCUCCCAACAAUGAUCUCUCCUCCUCUGCCCCCGCAUCCGCGGCGGGGCCGGCGCCGCCACCUCCUCCGCCUCCUCCUCCUCCUCGUCGUCUCCGCCGCCGGCGCCGGGGCCGCCGCGGCGCUCCCGCCGCGGCCGUGCGCUCCGGCGAACGGCGCCAGCGCCUUCCCCUUCUGCAACGCGACCCUCCCCGCGGCGGCGCGCGCGCGCUCCCUCGUCUCCCUCCUGAGCCUGGACGAGAAGAUCCAGCAGCUCUCGGACGCCGCCGCCGCCGUGCCGCGCCUCGGCCUCCCGGCCUACGAGUGGUGGUCGGAGUCGCUCCACGGCGUCGCCGCCAACGGGCCCGGCGUCCGCUUCGCCCCCCCCGUCCCCGCCGCCACCUCCUUCCCCAACGUCGUCCUCUCCGCCGCCGCCCUCAACCGCUCCCUCUGGCGCUCCCUCGCCCGCGCCGUCGCCGUCGAGGCCCGCUCCAUGUACAACGUCGGCCUCGCCGGCCUCACCUUCUGGGCCCCCAACAUCAACAUCUUCCGCGACCCCCGCUGGGGCCGCGGCCAGGAGACCCCCGGCGAGGACCCCUUGGUGACGUCCGCGUAUGCUGUGGAGUACGUGAAGGGGUUCCAGGGCGAGUACGAUGAGUAUAACGAUGGCGGCUCGUCGAUGAUGCUCUCGGCUUGUUGUAAACAUUACACUGCCUAUGAUCUGGAGAAAUGGGGCAACUUCACGCGGUACACGUUCAAUGCAAAGGUGACGGAGCAAGAUCUUGAAGACACCUUCCAGCCUCCGUUCCGGAGCUGCAUAGAAGAAGGCCAUGCUAGCUGCUUGAUGUGCGCGUACAAUCAGGUAAACGGGGUUCCCAUGUGUGCCCGGAAAGAUCUUUUGGAGAAGGCUAGACAAGAAUGGGGGUUUAAAGGAUAUAUCACCUCUGAUUGUGAUGCAGUUGCUAUAAUUUAUGAGAACCAGACAUAUUCGAGUUCUCCUGAAGAUUCAAUAGCUGAUGUUCUCAAAGCAGGGAUGGAUAUCAACUGUGGGUCUUAUCUACUUCGACACACGAAAUCAGCAGUUCAGAAGGGGAAGGUUCAAGAAGAGGACAUUGAUCGAGCACUCCUGAAUCUCUUCUCUGUUCAGCUUCGACUUGCGCUUUUUGAUGGAAAUGAAGGAAAUCAGUGGUUUACACAAUUAGGGCCUAACAAUGUGUGCACAAAGGAGCAUAGAGAACUUGCGCUAGAAGCUGCGAGGCAAGGCAUCGUCCUUUUAAAGAAUGAUAAAGGCUUUCUCCCUCUCAAGAAGAAUGAGAUAGGUCAUCUGGCUCUAAUUGGCCCUGCCAUUAAUGAUACAAGCAUUUUGGGUGGAGAUUAUACAGGUGUUCCUUGCAAUCCAAUUAGCUUUCUCAACGGCAUCCAGGCUUACGUACCAAAACUUUCAUUUGCUGUUGGAUGCGUUGAUGUGCCCUGUAACUCAACGGAUAAAUUCGAAGAGGCCAUUAACAUUGCUAGAGAAGCAGAUGUUGUAAUUGUGGUUGCUGGACUGAACCAAACUGAAGAAACUGAAGACCGUGAUCGCGUGAGCCUCUUAUUGCCGGGCAAACAGAUGGACCUCAUUAAUGGAAUUGUGGAUGCGAGUAAGAAACCUUUGGUUCUUGUUCUGACGGGUGGUGGGCCUACAGAUGUUUCAUUCGCCAAGGAAAAUCCGGCUAUUGCGAGUAUUCUUUGGAUUGGUUACCCCGGUGAAGCUGGUGGGCGAGCUCUUGCCGACGUUAUCUUCGGAGAAUUCAACCCAGGGGGAAGAUUACCUGUCACUUGGUACCCCGAGUCCUUCACGAAUAUACCGAUGAACGACAUGAACAUGAGGGCCGAUCCUUCACGAGGUUACCCAGGCCGAACCUAUCGGUUCUACACAGGAGAAGUCGUCUUUAGUUUUGGAUAUGGUUUGAGCUACUCAAACUACUCGUAUAGAAGUUUGUCCGCGCCUGAACGAGUUAGCUUGUCCGAAUUGUUCUCUGAGGCUGAUAUCGGCAGAAAACUGGCCUAUGCCGAAAGAGAUGGAUGUGGCCACAUGAAAAUCGAAGAGAUCUCAUCAUGUGAUGCUUUAAGAUUCUCGGUUCACGUUACAGUAUCAAACCAUGGUAGCAUGGAUGGGAGCCACACUGUUUUAUUGUUCGUGAGAUCGAGAAACAACACAAAGGGAUCUCCAUUGAAACAGUUGGUUGGUUUUGAGAGAGUGCAUACAUUUGCUGGUGAAGCUACUGAAGUUAUGAUUACUGUAGAUCCCUGCAAGCAUAUGAGCAUAGCAAAUAGCCAAGGUGAGAGGAUACUUCUUUUGGGGGCUUAUGUGUUAAUGCUGGGCGAUUUGGAGCAUGAGAUGGUUAUUGAAGAUUGAGAAUUACUUUGCUUGUUUUAGAUGAAACUGAUGCCCAAGGAGACAUCUUCUUGUGUAUCAACAUGAUUUAUCACGAAAAAUAAUCAUUGAAAUCUGUUUAUGUACCUGAGCAUUGUUAUCUUUUUUAAACCUGUUUUAAAACUGGUUCAGUCCAAUGUGGUUGGAUCAAGCGAGGGCGGAUCAAAUGAAAAAAAAAAAAAUCUCAGUAUAUGUAAAUCUUA